GUUCUUAACUUUUGACCAAUUUUAAGGCUCGUGUUCUUUUAAAAAGAGAGUGUAUUCGUUUUCGCUUCGUGCAUGACUUAGAUGUACGUAUUUCACUCAAAAUUCAAUGCGUGACAGCAAUAUACAAUGUGUUUCUGUCGCUACCAUCUUCAGGAAAAACCCUCACAGAGUUUGCUUACAUAUCGAUAAAAUUAUAUUUUUUCCACGAAUACAUAGAUUAAAGGCCAAAAAAACUUCAAGAAAAAAUUCGAAGAAAUUGAUUGAAACUUUUUCAUGAAAUCUGACACUGAAAUUUGUAAACAAAUUUCUCUAACAACAGAUUCGCAACUGAAUUCGAAACUGUCCGGAUACUUUCGUGAGGGGAGUGUACAUCCUUUGACACCUGCUUAAGUACAAUUCUUUCUGUUUAUCGAGGCUAGACAUAUGUUGCCAGUCCAUGAGCCUAGCCCGUUCCUUUUUUCUGUCAUUACAAGUCAACAUUCGCGUAAGCAAAUCUCUUAUCUUGAACACAUACCGUUUAAAGCUGUUACCUGGAAAUUUGAUUAACGUCAGUAACUUUUUAAACUUUUUCAUUGAUCAUUAUCAUCAAGUACCAUCUUCUAUCAGAAGGUUGGCUACCAUGACCCUCCAACUUUUUGGUCAAAGGUUCUCAUAAUUUCGAAAUAAGAUUUCUUGUUUAAAAAAUCAUUCACUGGAAUUUUAAAGAAGGAUAUAUCAUAGAUACCUUUAAAGUACAUGUGUAAUGAUAAUAUGUAAUUUAAAAUGAAUAUAUAAAGAUAUAUGGUGCCAGUGGCGGCGCCAGCUAUUACAAAGUGGGAGGGUAAAGGGCGUGGCCAGUGUGACCACGCCCCUUUUGCCUCGUUCCAGUUAUUCGUCCCUUUCCUUGGGAAAUUUGAUCUACCCCUACCCAGCGCUUUUUAAUCCAUUUUUAGAAGAAAUAUAUAGACCAUAUUUUCAGAAAAGUGGGGAGGUAAAUACCCCCCCCCCAUACCACCCCUUGGCGCCGCCACUGUAUGGUGCUUUUUUUAAGUAAUUGCGUUUCUUCUCAACUUUUUCCAGUGGUCUUAAACUUUUGCACAUGACUGUAAAAUUAAAUAAUUCGAAUUGAAUUGUCUUACUGAUCGCAGAUCAGUUCUUGCUUUUCCUAAAGGAACAUACUUUAUUUUGUAUGAACCCCGAGACUAGAUUUGCCUAAAAUAAGAACCGCGAAAGUACAUGCUCAGUCUCAGAUGAAAAAGUAGAAGAAAAAAGCAACGUGUCUUUGAAAUUUUCUCUCGUUUUUAAUUCAUUCAAUUUCCUAAAAAACGGAGCAGAUUUUAUCAGCUAAUAAUCCGUGCCACCAAAAUUGUCGUGCAAAACUGCCAUUUAAUGUUCUAAGAAAUAAUUUAUAGUUUGUGAUUUUGGAAUUAUUAAAGCUGAGAUAGAAACUACAUUAAGAAAGCCUGAGCUUCGAAUUAUCCAAAAAAUUGGAACACCGAACUUCAGCAAAAAAUUAUCUGUUUCUUGUUUAAAGGAGUUUAAAUCAGAAACAUUAUAGAUUUUAGAAUCAGAUAAAUUAAAUCACACUCACAAUUCAUUGCUGCUUCAAAUUUAAAUAAAGUUAAAAAAAUUUAGAAAAAAUGCAAUAUUAUGGGGGUUUCCUUGAAUCAAAAUUGUUUUAUCUUGCUUCAAUGUCAUCUUAUCAAUAGGUCAGAUAAAUUUCUGAGUUGUUUUAUGCUAUUGUCAAUGUGACACUAACACAGCUUUUUAUCGUCCAUGACCGCAUAAACACGCAAGAAAAAGUGCUUUGAUUUGUCUUGAGGUUUAACAAUAGGCAUGUAUAGAUUUGUAAAGUUGACGGUCCUUGUGCGUGUUCAUGUUUUGGAAACGGUGGUACUUUCAACAUUGCGUCGCUAAGGUGUUCGGGCGGUCGUCUUGGUGACGCAUCACAGGGAAACAUUAAUUUGUAAAUAAUGCUUGAUCAUAUUCUCUUCCUGUCCAGUCUGGAACUUCGUCUACGAUUUAAAGAAGAACGAAAUGAAAUAUUUGUACAAUUGAAUAGUUGUUGUUGAAAGUUUGCAAGUUAGCCAUGGGUACAGGAGGCUCAAAGGGAAAAAAGGUUGCGAAAAAUUCCAAGAAAAAAUCUGUUGGUUCGUCUUCAAGCAGUUCGUCAUCAUCCGGGAAAAAGCGUGCAAAGAAAUUGAGUAUUGAUGGGAACAACAAUCGAAACGAACUGGUUGAUGUCGUUUUAGAGUACGUGAAUACAAAUAGAAUAAAGUCAGUUAGUUUUGAACGAGCAGCGAGGUUAAAAGCCACAGAAAUUAAUUGACAAUGGGCAAUCGUAAAUGGAACAAGUACAUACGCAGCAAACACGUUGAAGCCAUUUUUACAGCCGACAAAAGGCCGUAGAGGUUGGAGGAACAUCAGAAUUUAUGUGUCAUCAACUUUUGAGGAUUUCAAAGAUGAGCGGGAUGUACUUUCAAAAGAGGUUUUCACUAAGCUGAGAGAAUGGUGUGAAGAAAAAAAGCUGAGACUUGUUGAUGUUGACUUGAGAUGGGGUUCCAAAGAAGACCUCAAUAAUUCUUCACAUGCUCUUUUGGCACUGGGUGAAAUAAACAGAUGCUAUGCAGAAAAUACAAUACCAUUUUUCUUAGGACUCGUAGGGGAAAAGCUCGACUGGAUUCCAGAUGAAAAUGAAAUUCCAAGCAACAUUGCAGCACAUUAUGGAUGGAUCUAUGGCUUUUCUCUCUACGAAAUGGAAAUAUUGCACUCGGCCUAUCGCUUCUGCAGUCCAAAUGCAUUAUUCAUGGUUCGGGAUCCCGAGUUUCUGGUCAAUUGUCCUGAUGCAUCCAAGAAAGAUUUCGUUGCCUCAUCAGAGCUCAGUGCAACACGCACAGGUCGUUUAAAAACUGAACUGCUCAAUAUGUUUCCGAACACACAGGUCCACACAUAUCAAGCAAGUGCCCAGGUAGAAGAGGGAGCUCCUUUGAAAGUAACAGGACUAACUGGUGAAGUCACAUCUUUUGGCACUGUGGUUUUGGAGUUUUUCAAGAAGAGAAUAGACGAACUCUACCCAUUAGAUCCAACGGAUCUCGACCCAGUUGAAGAGAGACGCCAAGCACAUCGAAAUUACGUAGCAUAUUAUGCAGAUAACUCAUCUCUCAGAGAGGAAAUCAUUGCAAAGAUCGAGAAGGAGAUAAAAGAACCAACAGAACCAUCACCAAUCAUCGUCCACGGCAGCCAUGGAACAGGGAAAACAACGAUCCUUGCUCAAAGUGCAAGGAGAACCAUGGAUCUUUGUGAAAAUGGAGGCAUCCCCGUGCCUUCGGGUGCAUUGCGGUGGAAGAUACUCCUGCAUUUUGUCGGGUCAGCUCCAGGGUCAACAGACUUGGUUUCAUUUCUAGAGAGACUCCUGAAAGAGACAGGUCAACUCAAGCCUGAAGUUUUUGAUGAUCUGGAUAUGAUGACGCAGAGAGUGAGAAAUGUCCUUGCCUAUGGCACAACGCCCAUAAUUAUCUACAUUGAUGCAAUUGAUCUGAUCGAUGCUGACCAACAGAAACUUGUCCGUCGAUGGCUUCCCCCUGUUCUUUCUAACAAUGUCCGUGUGAUACUCUCCACUACAACUGGAACCGUCAGCCAUAAAAUCGUCCACAAAUAUUCACAUGAAAGUUCUACAGUCGAAGUGAGCACGAUGGAGUUUGGCUUGAGAAUGGAGAUUUUCAAAUCACAACUGUUAAAGUACAGUAUUGUAUUAACGGAUGAGGAAUACGGAUACUUUUUGAAUUUGCCCGGUGCGAACAAUUUAUUGUGGAUAUGCCUGGCUUGUCAGUAUAUCAUCACGAAUUACAGUGCCAAAUCGAUGGAGGAUUUGAAAGCAUUGCCAACAGAUUUAAAUGGGCUGCAAGAACUGUUGAUUGGUGGCCUCGAUUCGGGCUCAGAACACAGGCUUGUCAUGGCUACACUAUUCCUUAUAUACACAUCAAGACGAGGCCUUCUUGAAAGAGAGCUCAGAUCGUUGCUUUGCACGUACGAAAAAAGUCAAGACACCACGUUUGAGUACGAUGUCUUGCCUUAUCGACGCUGGGCAGUUGUUUACGAUCGAGUGCAGCCUUAUCUGAAGACCAAUGCAGCUUUUGGAGAUGGAAGGCUAGAUUUUGCUCAUCAAUCCUACUCUGAUGCUUUUGAGAAAAAGUUCCUUGCUGGAAGUGAAGAUGACAUUAAAAGCAGGAAGAAAUCCUGGCACACAAUUCUUGCAGUUCAUUUUAAGAAUGAAGAUGAUCUGGAUCGCAAAGCUGAGGAACUUCCGUAUCAUUUGGAGCAACUUGACGAUGUUGAAGGUUUGGCUGAUUGCUUAGCAGACUGGGAAAUAUUCGAUCGACUGUUCUCCUUUGACGUCAGCAGUGACUUGAUACAUUACUGGCAAAAGGCCGGUGGUUAUGAUGUGGCUGGCGAACGAUACAAGAAAGAAUUGCAGAGUCAGGAAGGAAAAAUCUCUGAUGUUGAAUACUCCAAUUUGAUCGAAAAAGUCGUUAACUUCGAUAUUCAAGUCGGCCAGUAUAAUAUUGGGCUUGAUUUGCUGCGUAAGCUAGCGGAAUUGGAAGAGAGCAAACUUGGAAGCCGACCAGACCAAAUGGCAGAUAUUUACCAGCUGCUUGCGUCUUGUAAGGGCGAGAUAAUUAGAAGCUCAGAGGGGGAAAAUGCAAGCCUUCUACCGAUGGAAAAAGAAGUAGUUGACUACUGCGAAAGAUCAAUUGAAUUGCGAAAGAAUUGCUCAGGAGAUGAGAACAAGAUAAAGCUUGGCGAAACGCAUAUUAUGAAGACAAACCACUUAGCAAGAGUUGCUGAUCUUGAGUUUGUUGGAAAAGAUACAAUCCGCAAGGAAGCUGACAAAGCUAUAGACGAAGCUAUAUCAAUUUUUGAACAGAUGGGUGACCGAGGACAUAAGGCAGAGGCUCUCAUGGCUAAAGGAGGAAUUUAUCGAAACUGUGACAACGAGGCAGAGGAGAAGUACACCCUUGCGGCUUGUGACAUGUGUCUUCAAGUCUACGGUGAAGAUCAUAUUUUGUCUGGUGAACUUUGCAAAAAGGUUGCAAUUAUGUACGAGGAGAAUGACAAGGAUUUGAAAAGUGCCUGUAUUUAUUAUCAAAGAAGCUUAAAGGUAUAUGACAUGCUUCUUGGCGAUGAUCAUCCAAAAACUGAACAGCUUAGUGAGCUUCUGGCCAGUGAAAAAUUUGCUAAAGUGAAGCAGGAGCUGGAAGCCGCAGGUAGACCACCAGAGACUGAAGGUCAACCCGUGUCGGUGGCCAAGGCCGAUGAGCCCUCAUUGGAGUCAGCAGGUCGCAACAGUAGAGUUGGAAGUGCGGCAUCUGGUCGCAAUAGUAGAGUUAGAAGUGCAACAUCUGGUCGCAACAGUAGAGUUGGAAGUGCGGCAUCUGGAGUUCGAAACAGCGAUGGCGGACAGAGUGGAGGUAAUGCAGUUGGGGUUGGUGGUGGAGAUUCAGGUGGUAAUGCUGUUGGCGGGCAUAGCGGUGGAGAUGCUGGCGAUGGUGGCCAUGGUGCCGGUGGCGGUCAUGGUGCUGGAGAUAGUGGUGGAGGUGGUCAUUCUAGUGGCGGCGGCGGUGGUGAUGGUGGCGGCGGGGGUGAUGGUGGCGGCGGAGGUGAUGGUGGCGGCGGAGGUGAUGGUGGCGGUUGUUAAUAGCAACAACAAGGAAAUAAAAGAGUUUAAAUUUUAUUUACACCGUGACUUUUUCAUGAUACAUGCACAGUAAUUAGAUUUCCUAAGUUUUAGUUGUUAUGGCAACGAGCUGUGUCUGGGAAAUGGAGACAAAGUUAAACGUCGAUGCCGUAGUGCCUAGGUUGUUCUGAAUAGUGCAAAUUGAAACAGCAUUUUUCUGGAAAGGGCUAAGAUGUGUUACAGUGAGGAAAUGACAUCUUAAUGAUAUAAGUUCCACAUAUUUUCUCCUCCCCAAUCUUUUAGCCCGUUGUGUUCCCUGAAUUUCCAUUUUAUUUAAGCUUCUUUAUCCAUGAUAAUCCACUCAACUACAGUUGUACAGGGAGCAAUGUCUUUGUCGUUCAUUACCACCUUGUAUGGCAAGGAAACUUCAUACAAUUUUUCUAUGUUUCAAGAUGUGUCCCCUUGACAAUUUUUACAAGGUUACACGCUACUAAAUGCUUAAUACAUGAAGGAACCACUAACUGCUAGCUUGCUUGCUCAAUUUACCAUUGCUUUACUGUUUUCUCUCUGUCGAUUAAACAGAAGACAUUGGAAAUCGUCCGUGAAAGGUACCUACUGUUGGCCCUCUGUCUAUUGUACAAGACGCCUUAGAAGUUUUCCUAGUAAGGUACCUACUACUGGCCCUCUGUCCAUUAUACAAAAGGCGUUAGAAAACAUCCUUGGUAGAUUAGAAAUCACUUGGUAGGUUUAACGUAUUGUAGAUUUCCUUUAUGGCUAUAGAUAAAGAUAUAAGUCUGUUAUGUAUAUAAUGAAAUUGAUUCUAAUCAUAUUAACAAUUUCUAACGUAUAGCUGAUCAACAUGAUGAUGAUGCUUGGAUACUAAA
Rhopilema esculentum is the source of this 6537-nucleotide messenger RNA. The record is from RefSeq and is a predicted model, not a curated record. Lineage: Eukaryota; Metazoa; Cnidaria; Scyphozoa; Rhizostomeae; Rhizostomatidae.